AUGGUCGUCUAUUCGUUCUAUAUCUUCGACCGCCACGCCGAGUGCAUCUAUAAGAGGCGAUGGCUUCCCCGUCCGGCCUCGAUAGUCGGUAAAUCAUCGCGACCAACUUCUGAGGUCGCUACUCAGAAUGGUAUCCCCUCUGUUUUUGGCCAACCUGCGCGGACGACCGACGACGAUGCGAAGCUGAUUUUCGGUACUGUUUUCUCCCUUCGAAACAUGGUGCGCAAGUUGGGAGGUGAGGAUGACAGCUUCGUCACUUAUCGCACCAGCCAAUACAAGCUUCACUACUACGAAACUCCCACGAAUAUCAAGUUUGUCAUGCUCACGGAUGUCAAGAGUCCGAGCAUGCGAGUUGCUUUACAGCAGAUUUAUAUCAAUCUUUAUGUCGAGUACGGUACGUGA
Aspergillus fumigatus Af293 is the source of this 402-nucleotide messenger RNA. Its product is annotated as TRAPP subunit BET5. Lineage: Eukaryota; Fungi; Ascomycota; Eurotiomycetes; Eurotiales; Aspergillaceae. Gene Ontology annotation, biological process: endoplasmic reticulum to Golgi vesicle-mediated transport. Gene Ontology annotation, cellular component: TRAPP complex. The record is from RefSeq and is a predicted model, not a curated record.